Molecule: messenger RNA, 939 nt
Organism: Oncorhynchus tshawytscha (Chinook salmon)
Lineage: Eukaryota; Metazoa; Chordata; Actinopteri; Salmoniformes; Salmonidae
Gene: smim14
Product: small integral membrane protein 14
Exons: 5
Coding region: 296-790 (164 amino acids)
Cellular component (GO): endoplasmic reticulum
Source: RefSeq, a predicted model, not a curated record
AUCAUUAGUUCCCCGUUUUGCAACUAAAACCACCGUUUCUAUUGGAUAGAUUCAGAUAGGUCCCCUCCCGUUUCGUUGGCCUCCGUUUAUGGAACGUGUUGCAACAGAAUUGGCAUAAUGAAUGAGCCCCUGGAAAUCUUCUACUGUACAGAUGAAAACAGUUUGGCCAGCUGUGGCUUUCUGAUAACGUGUCUACAGUCGGGAACGAUAACAACAAGAAACAUACAUUCACUGGACUCUAAAGCUGCGUCUGGAUCAGUGUGUUCAGGUGUGUGUGUUUUGUCAGGUGAUCGUAAUGGCGGAGGGAGGCUUUGACCCCUGUGAGUGCAUCUGCACGCAGGAGCACGCCAUGAGACGACUCAUCAACCUGCUACGUCAGUCUCAGUCCUACUGUACAGACACAGAGUGUCCUCAGGACUUACCAGGACCCAGUGGCUCAGUAGGAGGUGGAGACCUGACUGUCCCCGUGGUUCUGAUGGGCUGGAUGGUUCUGGUUCUGCUCCUCUUCCUCCUCAGACCCAACAGCCUCAGAGGAUCCCCAGCACUGCCUGCCGGCAAACCUACUGGACCUCACAGUGUAGGUAUGGAGGGAGGAGGAGGGAUAGAGGGAACCUACUGGACCCCACAGUGUAGAGUCGUGACCAGGAUCCCCCAGCUCCACCAGUGGACUAGCAGCAGAACCAGACGGAACAGAACCGGAGAGGACCAGACGUUCUACUGGACAACCCAACAGCUUACUGCGACCUCUGACCCCUGUACAUCACAAUGCAUUUCCUGUUUAGUGCACUAGUUUAGACCCGAGCCCUAUGGGGGUAGCGCACUACUUUAGACCAGAGCCCUAUCGGGUAGUGCACUACUUUAGACCAGAGCCCUAUGGGGUAGUGCACUACUUUAGACCAGAGCCCUAUGGGGUAGUGCACUACUUUAGACCAGAGCCCU